This is a messenger RNA of Haemonchus placei, 537 nucleotides long. Lineage: Eukaryota; Metazoa; Nematoda; Chromadorea; Rhabditida; Trichostrongylidae. The record is from the annotation of a GenBank genome assembly.
UAGAGCUGUAGGCCCUUAUUGUUUCCUGGCUUCCCAUUAUUCCCUCGCUUUCCUUGUCCGUUCGUUUUACCAUUUUUACCAUUACCGUCUUCAUCAUCUUCUGAGACUAUAGGUGUUGCUGUUGCAGUUUUGGGAUGUCGUAUUUCCCUAGUCGACUUUCUUUCUCCUGAUAUUUCCGCAUCCUUGACUACUUCGUGUUCAACUGCCAUGGUCCCAGCUAGUGCACUGCUGGCUGCAGUCACGUCGCUUAUCGUCCCCUUUUCAGACGUGAUACGGCCAUUUUUUACUUCUUCGUGUUCAGCAGCGGUAGCAUUUACCCCGGAAGUACUUGCUUUUCUGAUAUCCUCUGAGAUAGCUUUUUCUACUUCGCCAGCUUUGGCCUCUCUGACUACUGCUGCACUGGUAGCGGCAGGUUGUGCCGCAGCAGUUUCAGCAUUAGCAGAGUCCCUCAAUGAGCCUUGGAGAGAACCUAUUUCACUUCCCAUCACUUCUUGUGCCCUUGCAGCUGUAGGCUCUGCUACAGCAGUGCCUGCUUGA